AUGCAUGAAGAAGGCCUGUUCAUUAAGAUUGAUCCAUUUUCUCUAUUAACACUAGAUGAAAGUGCACCCAGGCUCAGAUUCCCACAUGAGUGCUCGGAGGGCAUGCUGGGUAUUGAAGUCCCAGGGGAAAGAGAAAGCCCUAUUGGGUACCAUGGGGGCUGCCAGAGGGAGGUGCAGAAUUGGACUUUGUCAUCUUGCUGUGUCGUUCCUGCUGAUGAAGACUCACUCAACUUGACUAUCACCGCUGAUUUCUCUUUUGAUGAACUGCUAAAGGAGCUGUCAGGUUUGAAAAAGUGUCUGGAGAAGAUCAGCCAGUGGGACAUCCUGCCUUUGACUCCAUCAGCUCCAAUCUUCACCCUAUGCCAUCCUGAUCCUCAGAGCAGAGAGGAGUUUUUACAAUACAUCUGUCCCCUCACACUGGACAUCAACACGACAAACAGACGUCUCCAUCUGUAUGAAGGGAACAAGAAGGUGACACGUGAGAGGACAAAAGCCAAAUAUCCUGAUCAUCCUGACAGAUUUGACUACUGGGCCCAAGUUCUGUGCAGAGAGGCUCUGACUGGGACUCGCUAUUACUGGGAGAUGGAGUGCAGUGGAGGUGGUGUGGUGAUUGGGUUUGCAUAUAAAGGACUGAGCAGGAAAGGACGGGGCAGGGAGUGCCUCUUUGGAUACAAUGAUAAGUCCUGGAAUUUGCAGUGUUCUCAUUCCCAGUACUCUGUGUGUCACAAUAACAAGCAGACUGUAAUCAGCACCCCCUCCAGCCCCAUAAUAGGUGUGUAUCUGGACUGGCCUGCUGGCUGUCUGUCAUUUUAUAGCGUCUCACACACAAUGACCCUCCUGCACAGGAUCAACACCUGCUUCACUGAGCCCCUCUAUGUAGGGUUUGGGUUUAGUCUUCACUGCAGUGUAACAAUCAGCCAUCUGACACCAUGUGACCACUGACCAGUACCCUCUACUGGUCACUUUAUGUCCCCACAAGGUCACCUUUGUGUUUGUAGUUUGGGUUCAAAAUUAAAUUUACAGGAUGGGUAGGUUGGGGGCAGAACCUCUGUGAUUAAAUUUCUGAGUGAGAAUGUGGGGUGAGUGCAGCUGUCAGGGUCUCCAUUAUUAUUGAGUUUGAGUAGCCAAUCAGGUGUGUGUGUCAUAAUGA
Polypterus senegalus (gray bichir) is the source of this 1150-nucleotide messenger RNA. Its product is annotated as tripartite motif-containing protein 16-like. NCBI's taxonomy places the organism in Eukaryota, Metazoa, Chordata, Cladistia, Polypteriformes, Polypteridae. Bases 1 to 942 code for a protein of 313 amino acids. The transcript has 5 exons. Gene Ontology annotation, molecular function: protein binding. The record is from RefSeq and is a predicted model, not a curated record.